UUGUAACUUGAUUAAAACGCAAACAUCAUCACCGCCACAACUACGCAGAUUGUCCUCUCUCUGUAAGUGUAUUUCCCUUCUCCACACUCACUGGCGACCGGUUAUUCUUGUAUCUGCAGGUGUCUUCACUGCGGAGGCGUUGUUGCUUGUGCUUGUGCUUGUUCUGGAGGAUAAACUUCAAGAAUGUUCUUAACUUCUGUUGAAUUUUCAUUUUCAAGCCAGCCAAAUGCUCACUAACUCGUCCUCAGAUCCAAGAAUUUGAAGUUGAGUUGUCUCGUUUUUGGUGCUAGUUUCUUCUUUCGACGGAGCUUUUUCGAUCUUGAAACCGUUCAUAAGCAUGUUGCUUGUGCUUUUGCUUAUUCUGGAGGAUAAACUUCAAGAAUGUUCUUAACUUGUGUUGAGUUUUCACUUCAAGCCACCCAUACACUCCCUAGCUCGUCUUCAGAUUCAAGAAUUUGAAGUUGUGUUGUCUCGUUUUCGGCGCUAGUUUGUUCUUUCGAAGAAGCUUUUUUCGAGGAGACAAGUGAUAAUCCCGCGAAAAAGGGAAAUCGAAGUUUGUUGGGAGAUAUAGAUGGCGACGAUCGGAGAUAUAGGGGUUUCAGCAGCACUUAAUAUUCUUAGUGCCUUCAUUUUCUUAAUAGCAUUUGCAAUAUUAAGAAUUCAACCGUUCAAUGAUAGGGUAUACUUUCCCAAAUGGUACCUUAAAGGUUUAAGAGAAAGUCCAACCCACGGGGGCGCAAUUGUGCGGAAGUUUGUGAAUUUGGAUAUUAGAUCAUAUAUAAGGUUCUUGAAUUGGAUGCCGGAUGCAUUGAAGAUGCCUGAACCUGAGCUCAUUGAGCAUGCUGGAUUGGAUUCAGCUGUCUACUUGAGGAUUUACUUGGUGGGACUUAAGAUAUUUGUUCCUAUUGCAUUGCUUGCUUGGGCUGUUUUGGUGCCAGUCAAUUUUACAAACAGCACAUUAGAUGCAGCAGCUGAGCUAUCACAUGUGACUGCAAGCGAUAUUGAUAAGCUUUCAAUAUCAAAUAUCCCGCAAAAAUCACCCAGGUUUUGGGCUCAUAUUGUGAUGGCUUAUGUCUUUACCUUUUGGACAUGCUAUGUGUUGAUGAAGGAGUAUGAAAAAGUUGCUAACAUGCGGUUGCAGUUUCUUGCAGCAGAAAAACGUCGACCCGAUCAAUUUACAGUCCUUGUUAGGAAUGUUCCCCCAGACCCAGACGAAUCUGUUAGUGAGCUUGUGGAGCAUUUCUUUUUGGUGAAUCACCCAGAUCACUACCUAACACAUCAGGUGGUAAUCAAUGCAAACAAACUUACCAAAUUGGUGCAGAAGAAGAAAAGGAUGCAGAAUUGGCUUGACUACUACCAAAAUAAAUUUUCUAGAAAUAAUUCAAAGAGGCCGGUUAUGAAGACUGGUUUUCUCAGAAUUUGUGGAGAAAAAGUGGAUGCAAUUGAUUAUUACUUAUCUGAAAUUGAAAAAUUGACAACUGAAAUAGCUGAAGAGAGAAAAAGGGUUGUUAGUGAUCCCAAGUGUAUAAUGCCAGCAGCAUUUGUUUCCUUUAAAACUAGAUGGGGUGCUGCUGUGUGUGCACAAACUCAACAAACCCGAGAUCCAACUAUAUGGUUGACAGGGUGGGCCUCUGAACCGCGUGAUGUCUAUUGGGAAAACCUGGCAAUUCCAUAUGUUUCACUCAGUGUUAGAAGGCUGAUUAGUGGUGUUGCAUUCUUUUUCCUCACCUUCUUUUUCAUGAUCCCCAUUGCAUUUGUACAAACUCUUGCAAGCCUUGAGGGAAUUGAACAAGCAGCACCAUUUCUGAAACCCAUAGUUGAAGCCGGAUUUAUUAAAUCAGUCAUCCAAGGUUUUCUUCCUGGUAUCGUAUUGAAGCUUUUUCUCAUCUUUCUGCCAACGAUACUGAUGAUUAUGUCUAAAUUUGAAGGCUUUGUUUCUCUAUCUUCUCUAGAAAGAAGAUCAGCUACUAGAUAUUAUCUUUUCAAUUUUGUGAAUGUUUUCCUUGGGAGCAUAAUAACCGGAUCUGCAUUUGAGCAGCUGAAUUCUUUUAUAAAGCAGUCAGCAAACGAAAUUCCCAAGACAAUUGGAGUUGCUAUCCCAAUGAAAGCAACUUUCUUCAUAACUUAUAUAAUGGUUGAUGGAUGGGCUGGUAUAGCUGGCGAGAUUUUAAUGUUGAAACCACUGAUAAUCUACCAUUUGAAGAAUUUCUUCUUGGUGAAGACUGAAAAGGAUCGAGAGGAGGCAAUGGAUCCAGGAAGUCUUGGCUUCAAUACUGGAGAACCUCAGAUACAGUUUUAUUUUCUACUAGGCCUUGUCUAUGCCACAGUGACUCCUCUUUUGCUCCCUUUCAUAAUUGUGUUCUUUGCACUGGCCUAUACUGUUUUCCGUCAUCAGAUCAUAAAUGUUUACAACCAAGAGUAUGAGAGCGGUGCAGCGUUCUGGCCUGAUGUCCAUAAACGAGUCAUAGCUGCAUUGGUUAUAUCACAGUUGCUUCUUCUGGGAUUGUUGAGUACAAAGCAAGCUGCUCAAUCAGGACCAUUUCUCAUUGCUCUUCCUGUACUUACGAUAUGGUUUCAUAGGUUCUGCACAGGCCGUUAUGAAUCUGCAUUUGUUAAAUUUCCAUUACAGGAAGCAAUGAUGAAAGACACUUUAGAACGGGCACGGGAACCGAACAUUAACUUGAAAGGUUAUCUUAAAAAUGCAUACAUCCAUCCUGUCUUCAAAACUGACGACGAUGAUGAAGAUGAAAAUGAUAUGCUCUUUUGGAACGGGGAAAAGGAAAACGUGUUAGUCCUUACAAAACGUCUAUCUCGAAGAAACACACCAGUGCCCAGCAAAAUUAGUGGUGCAUCCUCACCAUCUUCCUCUUUGCCUGACAGUGUAUGUGAAAACUAAGAGCGCUGAUUCUGUUUUAGACAACAUUGUAAUUAGACCAAGAAAUGUGAGUAUAGUUUCUUGUAUAGAGAGAGUGAAAGAAGAGAAGAGUGAAGCUGCCAGUUGAACUCGGGUUUCCACUUUCAAGCAAGAAGAUAAUUAUUAGAAAAAAGUAGCGAAUUGUGUACGGAAUCUAAAUCGCUUAAAAUGGAAGCAAAGAAAACAAGAAAGUGAAUGACCGUAUUCCAUUUAUUUGGCUGGAGACAGGUUGUGGGACUCCCGAAACCAAAUGAAAGCAAAAUCAAGUGUGAUUGUACAAGUUGUUAUCAAAAGGCAAAUGCUGUUGAAUUCUAGA
This is a messenger RNA of Mangifera indica (mango), 3230 nucleotides long. Its product is annotated as calcium permeable stress-gated cation channel 1-like. The transcript has 12 exons. Bases 572 to 2896 code for a protein of 774 amino acids. Gene Ontology annotation, cellular component: plasma membrane. Gene Ontology annotation, molecular function: calcium-activated cation channel activity. Lineage: Eukaryota; Viridiplantae; Streptophyta; Magnoliopsida; Sapindales; Anacardiaceae. The record is from RefSeq and is a predicted model, not a curated record.